Messenger RNA from Pantherophis guttatus, 5493 nucleotides. RefSeq names its product p21 (RAC1) activated kinase 5 (gene PAK5). Gene Ontology annotation, molecular function: ATP binding; protein serine/threonine kinase activity. NCBI's taxonomy places the organism in Eukaryota, Metazoa, Chordata, Lepidosauria, Squamata, Colubridae. The record is from RefSeq and is a predicted model, not a curated record. Gene Ontology annotation, biological process: protein phosphorylation; cytoskeleton organization; apoptotic process.
GCGAGGAGGAUCCCGGGCGGCAUUUGGGGAUGGCGUCCAACCUUCCCCCGGCUUUAGCAGGGCCGGGUCGCCGGAAUCGCGCACCGCUAUCCAGGCGCCGACCCCCGGCCCCAACUCCUGCUCCUGAGGAGGGCGGGUCCGCGCGGCUCUUUGGCUGUGCGCGAAACCUUAAUCGAAGUCGGCAUCGGGCGUCGCGCCUCUUGGAAAUAAGCCUGCGGCUGGGUGGCCGGGGAAGCCUCACUUGGCAAAACCCAUUCGGAUUCAACCGCUGCAGAAGGACUUCUGAACUAUGGAUGCAGGAGCUAAGGAGCAGGGUUCUUGAAAUUCUUAAUUUGCUUCAUACAUGAAAUCCAUCAACCAGAGACAAGUAUAAAAGUGUGACUUGGGAAUGGAGACAAUCACAUCCUACACACAACUUCCAUCAGCUUCUGCAUUCAAGACUACAGAUGUUCUACAUAUCCCAGUUUCUGACACCAAAUGCUAAAAUGGUUGAAUACCGCGGCAGUGAAUUGACGUGAUGAGCAGCACGUGGUCAUCUGUGACAGAGUCCUUUAAAAAAACAAACAAACCACAUUCGAUUUCUAAUCUAACAGGAGUCAGAAAUCUUUGGUGAUCUGCUGCAAAUUGCUUAGAAAUUUACCAAUAGAGCUUGAUCUACCUCCUGGCUAUCUAAUUCUAGAUGUUCAGAAACAACUGCCAUCCAUCAUGUUCUGGGUUUAGAACCUGUUGCUCCUCAGGAGGUUUUUCCAUCAUGUUUGGAAAGAAAAAGAAAAAGAUUGAAAUUUCUGGCCCUUCCAAUUUUGAACACAGGGUACACACUGGAUUUGAUCACAGAGAACAAAAAUUCACCGGACUACCUCAACAAUGGCAUAGUUUGCUGGCAGAUACAGCAAAUAGGCCAAAGCCUAUGGUGGAUCCUUCAUGCAUCACACCCAUCCAGCUUGCGCCUAUGAAGACCAUCGUUAGAGGAAAUAAACCUUGCAAGGAUGCUUCAAUCAAUGGCUUGCUAGAAGAAUUUGACAAUAUCUCCGUGACCCGUUCCAACUCACUUCGGAAGGAGAGUCCUCCCACGCCUCACCUGAGAUCCUCCAACCACAUAGAAAUCCACCAGCAAGAAAAUGGCUUUGUCACCUAUUCCCAGUAUUCCAGCGAAUCGGAAACAGGGACCGAUUUCUUUGUUGAAAGGUACAGAGACCGAUGCCUUCGUGGGGAGGAAGCAGACAGAUACUCCCAAGGGAGCUGUGCUGCAAAGCAAAAUGGACACCUGGCCAAGCUGAAACCCAGUGAGAUGUAUUUUUCUGAAGCCAAGCCUUUGAAGUCUGACAUCUCUAGAUUCUUACCAGAUUAUCGCACUUCCUUGGAAACAAAAAGUAAACUGAAUGAGUAUGGUGGCCUGAAGCUGGAAUAUCAGAGAGCACCUAGCCACUCUUCUCUGGAUUAUAAAGAGCCUUUUCAUUAUGCUCUGUCUAGAACUUCUCUCCACAGUCAAUACUCCAGAGAAGGACUAGAAUACAGUGACAGUGAGUGGUCCAAGGAUGAUUACGACAAAAGACCAAAAUCAUCCUAUGUGAACCAGGCAAGUCCUCAACCAGCCAUGAGGCAAAGGUCAAGAUCAGGGUCUGGCCUUCAAGAGCCAAUCAUGCCCUAUGGAGCAAGUGCUUUUAAGUCCAAUCAGCAAGGGUAUUCCUAUAGUUCCUACACCUACCCGCGAUUGUCGGAAACAGCAGCAGGCGUUCCAAAGCUGGAUUAUGAUCGAGCACAGAUAGUAGUAAGUCCACCCCUUUCUGGAUCAGACACAUAUCCACGAGGCCCAACAAAGCUACCUCAGAGUCAGUGCAAAGCCACCUAUUCAGGUAGUGGCUAUCAGUACUCCGCUAUCUAUCACAAAUUCUCUCACUUUAACCACCAGCCUUCUCUGCAGCCGAGCUCACAUUAUACUUCCACAGCUUCUUACCCAAGCUCCCCCAGCAUCACUUCAAGUUCUUAUCCUCCGCCGAGCUGGGGUUCCUCCUCAGAUCAACAACCCUCAAGGGUAUCGCACGAGCAGUUCCGAGCAGCUUUGCAACUGGUGGUGAGCCCGGGGGAUCCUCGAGAAUACUUGGACAACUUUAUCAAGAUCGGGGAAGGCUCCACCGGUAUUGUUUGCAUCGCCACAGAGAAGCACACGGGAAGGCAAGUGGCUGUGAAAAAGAUGGAUCUCAGGAAACAGCAAAGAAGGGAACUGCUCUUCAAUGAGGUUGUCAUCAUGAGAGACUAUCACCAUGAAAACGUGGUCGACAUGUACAACAGUUACCUGGUGGGAGACGAGCUCUGGGUGGUGAUGGAGUUUCUGGAAGGCGGUGCUUUGACAGAUAUAGUGACUCACACACGAAUGAAUGAAGAACAGAUUGCUACUGUUUGUCUGUCUGUCCUAAGAGCAUUGUCCUACCUUCACAAUCAAGGAGUUAUUCACAGGGAUAUAAAGAGUGACUCUAUACUUCUCACUAGUGAUGGGCGAAUAAAGCUGUCGGACUUCGGAUUCUGUGCCCAAGUUUCAAAAGAUGUUCCAAAAAGAAAAUCACUUGUUGGAACUCCAUACUGGAUGGCCCCUGAAGUGAUUUCAAGAUUGCCUUAUGGAACCGAGGUGGACAUCUGGUCUCUUGGCAUCAUGGUGAUAGAAAUGAUAGAUGGGGAACCGCCUUAUUUCAAUGAGCCACCUCUCCAGGCCAUGCGUAGAAUCCGAGACAAUGUACCACCAAGAGUGAAGGACCUACACAAGGUUUCAUCAGUUCUCCGUGGAUUUUUAGACUUGAUGCUGGUGAGGGAACCUUCACAGAGAGGAUCAGCACAAGAACUCCUGAGGCACCCGUUUCUGAAACUGGCUGGGCCUCCAUCUUGCAUAGUGCCUCUCAUGAGGCAAUAUCGGCACCACUAAAUUCGGCUGCUUUUGUUCAUUCGUUUAUUUGUUUUCCAGGAAGCAAUGAGGUUGGGUGCUGCCAAAUCAGCAGCAAGCAGUAGUGAUCCAGUGAGAAAUAUGCCACUGUUGACAUGGCUCAGCCCAUCGUGAAGGCGUCACAGUGAAGAUGUAGCUUGGCUAAUUCCUGACAAUGUCGACAGUUAGUGCUCCUGGGUGAAAUGCAACCACAGUUGGAUUUUUUUUGGCCUGAGUCAGAGCAAGAGGAUUUGAUUUUAAACCAUCCCAUUUGGGGUGAGGCAGGGGGAACUUCCAGCAUUACCCCAAUGGAAGGCCAAACUUUUAUUGCAGAUCAAAGGAGAACAACACUUCUGCUUCAAAAGAGACACUUUUUUCCCUGAAUUUAAAAAAAAAGAAAAGAAAAACAACCCAAGAAGCACUUUUUAUCUCAGUUAGAGCAGUGUGAUGUAUUUUGAAAUGAAUUUGUAAUUUUCUGUACAUUGCUUUUGAUAAUUUAUGUACUUUGGUGUCAUAGUUGCUAGUGGAAGUGAUCGGUAUUACUUAGCAAGUAUUAGAGCGAGAGCUUUCCUACUUUUUUAUCUCUUUUGAAGAGAAACAAACUUACAUGCACACGCACACAAGUGCAGCUCGGAAUGUUGAUUAGAUUUGCUUAUCUGUGCCAGGCAAACAUGGCUUCAUUUUGCAAAUGUUCAAAUUGCUGGCCAAUGCUGUAUUCAUUCCUCCAUUCCUCCACAAAAAUUUCAAGAUUUCAGUGUUGUUUUGAAGCGAUAAGCACCUGGAAAAAUCUAUUCAUGCUUAUGGAAAAGGUUGUGUCACAAUUCUGUAUUCAUUGGAUGAAAGUAUCACGUCUUUUAUGGUGGUAAGCAUAUGAUCAGUUAAGAACAACAGAGGAGAAAUCGGCUGAUCAAGAAGAAGUUUGGUUGGCCACCAAUAACUAUGACAUUUCUGGCUAUGUACAUUGAGCUUGAAAUUACAACACACUUAAACAAGUCAGUGAAAGAUCUAACAGUCACAUUUACACUUGUUAAGCUUGCAGGCAUUAACCUUUGUUAGUUUCUUUGUGAAUGGGAGUUAGUUAAUGAACCAGGUUACGUGCAUCAGGUUAGUGCAGCCUAUACUGAGUGACUUGUCCCAUAGAGACCUAACUGCUCUGGAUCAAAACUUACGGGACUUGUAUUCCAGCAAUGGAUUCAGCCAGAGCUAACAUUGGAUGGUGCCAGAUUGAAAAUGAGACCAGUUUGCAAAGCAGACCAGUGUCUGUAUGGUGCUAGAUGGGGUUGCUUACUCCAUAUGACUUCAGCUGAGUGGUUAUGCUUCCAUCUGAAUUCCAGAAGCCCUUCCUUGUCCUGUGUUUAUAAGUUUCCACCAUGAUUCACCAUGUAUCUGAGUGCCCGUCCCGGAGUUGGGGCAGAGCACUUAAGAGUAUCAUCCUUGCUGUCUGCAAACAGUGGCUUCAUUACCAGUACUUCCUUGUGCCAUCACACCACCCAAGUGGGAGUGCCUGGAACUACUGGUCUUUCUCUCCCUAAAUUCUGUUCUGUCCCUUGUCCUUGUGGACUAACAUCAUGUCCUGUGACUUGAGGUCAUCCAAGCAAAUGCAGCUGCCAUUGCAUACUGUACUGAAAAGCCAGUAUCUUCAUCCAUCUCUGGAAUCUCUUAAAGUGGGACAUUCCAAGGAGCUGAUGCCUGUCCUUGUAGCUAGUCUUUAAGCUAGGCAGACCAAGGGCCUGACCUACAUUCACAUACCCUCGGAGGCUUCGCACACUUCCUAGUUUAGGCUACUGAAUGAAGAAAGCUGUAUAGCACAGAGCAGACUUUCAUCGUUGCAUUGCAUCGCCCGCACUGCCCAACACUCUGAACUGCUCACAAGUUGUAAGUACAUAAACUGGAGUUUAGCAGCGACAAUAGUUCAGCAGACACUUGGGCUUGCACACACAGUAAUGCCAGUUUUGAGUCUCCUUUUGUAGCUUCACGUGUGACAGACACCCCACUCAAGGCACCUGCGGGCAAGAGAAUCUCUGCUUAGUCUUAGCAACAUGGAUAUUGCUUCAUUUGACUCCGUGCCAAGUCCAAUGCCUCCCGUUUGUCUUCAUUAUUUUUAUUCAGGCUUUAGUAGUCAACCACUAAGUGGGCGUUUUCUGAGUUUAAAUCAAAGUGUUGUAAAAUUUGGUUAAUGUGUUUUGCCAUACAGGAGAAAAAGCUGUCUAAAUCCCUUUGAAAUGUUAAUUCAGCAAUGGCAACUACAAUUAAUCUUAUGUUGCUUGUUUGGUAGGUUUGCAUGUUUACCAUAGACCUGGAGAGAUUUGCCUUUAUUAAGUGCUCCAUAAUUAUUUCAGUCAGUGGGAAGGAGUUAUUUAUUUAUUCAUUAUGUAUAACUUGAAAGCCAUGUCUUUUCUAACUUGGAUUUUGCUUUUCGUUUUGGGUUAUUUUCACCUGAUUUCACUUGAAGAAAACUGUCUGAUCCUAAAACUGAUGUCUCUGGAUAGAGCAUUUUGCAUUGUGGUGGGCUUUCAUUUUAUCAGUAAGUUGGUUGAUACCUAUUGUAAUAAAAGAGAAGCCAACCCAAAAGUUAGAAAGUU